Messenger RNA from Asparagus officinalis (garden asparagus), 3083 nucleotides. RefSeq lists its product as uncharacterized. The transcript has 5 exons. Lineage: Eukaryota; Viridiplantae; Streptophyta; Magnoliopsida; Asparagales; Asparagaceae. Gene Ontology annotation, molecular function: metal ion binding; ubiquitin protein ligase activity. Gene Ontology annotation, biological process: protein ubiquitination. The record is from RefSeq and is a predicted model, not a curated record. Bases 143 to 673 code for a protein of 176 amino acids.
UUAUUUUUUCCUCUCUCCAGAAGCAAUCAAACGAAAAAAAGGGAGAGAAAAAAAGCAAAAAAAAUGAUUUUUUUUCCUCCCUAGGGUUUUAGAGAUGAUUUAUGUAAAUUGGGGUUUCUUUAUUUGAUGGUUAGCGAGAGCGAUGAAGAAAUCGUUCAAGGAUUCUCUCAAAGUACUCGAGGCCGACAUCCAGCACGCUAACACACUAGCCUCAGAUUUCCCGAGGGACGGUGCAUAUUUUCAGAUGCGUAUGUCGUAUAGUCCAGCUGCGCACUUAUUUCUUUUUCUUGUUCAAUGGACAGACUGUAGGCUUGCUGGGUCCCUCGGGCUGCUAAGAAUUCUGAUAUACAAGGUAUAUGCUGAUGGAGCUACAACCAUGUCGACCCAUGAAAGGAAAGCAAGUAUUAGGGAGUUCUAUGGCAUAAUUUUUCCGUCAUUGAUGCAACUACAGAAAGGUAUAACUGAUAUGGAAGACAAAAGGCAAAAGGCAAUAUGCAUGGAGAGGUAUAUGAGAAAAGGUGAAGGUGAAAUGAAACUGUUCUCAGAAAUAGAUGCUGAAAGAGAAAAGGAAUGUGGGAUCUGCAUGGAAAUGAACAGCAAGAUUGUAUUACCUAACUGUGGUCAUGCUAUGUGCAUCAAGUGCUACCAUGAUUGGUGGGUGUUGGCUUCUUGAUUUUGGGGUCAAUUAGGGGUAUGGCUCUUUUCCCCUUUGCAAUAUUUAUGUUCACGUGGCAGAAUGGGUUCCUCUUUUUGUGAUAUCGAGCCUUUGUGUGGGUGGGUGUGUGGGUGUAUGGUGGGGUUAACGGAGUUUGCAUGUCAAAUUUUAUUAGGUUUGGCAGAUCCACCCGUGAGAUCCACCACUUUGCAUGUUCUGCAUGUUGCUUAACUCCUCUUUUGAACCAAAUCUGGGCUGAAACUUACUCUGUGUACCCAGUUAAAUUUGGAUGAUGCAUCUUCAGAAACCUGUUAUUGUAUAGUGUGUACUGCUUCUUAUCCUGCUAAUGGCUUAUAUAUACCCAUAUAGAAAUUUAUAUCUGUACUGUUAUCUUUCAGAACUUACUACCGAAUCCUUGGUUGGCAAGCGAAGAUUAGCUCCUUUACUUGCAUAGCACAAAAUUGCAAUAAUUUCAGGAUGAAUUCACGGUUUAUAUAGUAUUACCUUUUUAAAUGAAAUGUUGUACCUACUAGUUAGAAUAUAUGGGUAAAUGAGAGAUUUUAAUAGAAGCAUGAGGAUUUUAAAGGGAAAUGAAAAUGCAGGGGGGAUUUCGAGUAAGCCUUUAUAUUUAUUGCAUGAACUGUGUAUUAGGUCGUGCAAAUCAUACUUAUCUGUCCAACCACAAUCCUUGGUAUUUACUGAUAACACUUCGGAAUACUUCUGAGGGUUGGAAGCUUGCUGCAAUUCUUCCUAAGUGGAUCUAAUCUAACAUCGGAUGAGACAUGUUGAGAAUAUAUUUUCCUGUGCCAUUGUCUCUGACUACCUUGAAAUAGUCUUAGAUUUGAGUGAGAUACUAUUUCGUAUUACGAGUCUAGCGUGCUUUGAGAGAGUUGAGACAUUCUUAUGCUAUAGGGUCUGUUUUGAUUUUCCCCAUUUGUUCUCUCUGCUUAUGGAAUGUGAUCAAUUUACUGAUAGCACGGUUUGCAAAUAUGCCAAUUGAUACCUAUAUUGUUGGUUCCGGAGCCUCCUAUUCGUGAAUCAAGCAGUGUAAAGCUGGUAAAUUUCUGUAAUUUAUGGCCAUGAAAUAACAUGACCUGCUAAUUUAUGCUAUAUCGUGAUACUAUCGUGAUACAAGUAAAAAGCAGCCAAGUCAGAAUGUCAGAUUAAAAUGGAUUCAUACAUGCGCGUCGGUGUCAGUUCUCAUAUCCCAAGCCAAACAUGAUAUGAAUUUUGAGAAGUUGCACUUGGGACUGUAAGAUCAUCUUAUCCAUGGUACCUUAAAAAGGCCUUCUCUCCACUAGAUAUGAGGCAUUGUGUGAUGGUAUGGUCAAGGGAAGGAGAAUAAGCAGCUUGAAGAUUAUGUUUAUCAUAUAAUCAUCUGAUAUAUUGUAAACAUGUAAUUCUUAUUUAUCUUAUACCCUUUACCAGUAGACAUGAGGUAUAGAUAGAGAGAAACCAUGUCUCAGAUAGUAGCCUGUUGCCAUAUCCGGAAGCAGCCCAAAUUUUGUCGCUAUUUUUCUUGGUCCCAAAUUUUGUCACUAUUUUUCUUUAUUCUCAUCUAUUUUUCUUGGUCCCGAAGUCUAUAGCAUGCUUCGUUCUUCACUUCAAAGAACCUAGAUACGAGUCCUUUUGUUAUUUUUGCUUCAAUACCAUACCUUACUCUUCAUCUUGCCCUUUUAUUUUUCUUUAAAAGCUUAAUCAGUUUGUAUUAAGCACCCUGUUUGAGUAUAAAUAUCUCAAAUAAACCAAAAACCGUUUACAUCCCACUUCUGUUUGCAUUUUCUGCUUCUUAUGGUUACCCCUUGAAAUGUCUUCAGUAAUUUCACACUGUUAAACUUACAAGCUUGUUGUAUAUCCUUCCAGUAACCUUGUAAUUUUACUCUUACCUACUGACAGACACCCAAAUUUUCCUGUAGUUUUCUGUGUUACAUCUUACAUGUUUCCACUUUCUAGCAAACAUUAUAUUUGGAUAGUUGUUCCCCGCAUGUUCGUACUUAUGAUGUAUCCCUUGCACUAUCGGCAUCGAUUUUCGAGAAUUUUUGCAACAACUGGUGAGACUUUUUGUAUUAAUGACAGUGGCACAUAGAUAUCGUUAUCCAAUCCUCCUACAUCUAUAUGUUAACGGAUAAUACACAAGAAAAGCAUUAGUGAUUGUUGAUUCAUCGCCAAGAUAGCUUACAACCAAUAACAGUUCAUUAUCCAAUUGAAUGAUUGAUAUUUCCUUUCUCAUCAAAAUCCAUUUACCCAUACUCUUGACAGUAGAUAUGUAUGUUUCUACUUCGUAAUUAACGGAAAAGAACCCAGAUUGUUUUUUCUUUUUGUCUCUCGUCACUAAGUGAUAUUUAUGAAAAUAGUUUUUUCAUUUGCACUAAAAGAAGCCUGGGUAUCGUCUUCUGUUGUUUGUGAAAUAAUGCAUAAUUGACUCCUC